UUCAGAGGGUUUUAGGGCGGAGCUUGUCAGAAGUUGUGAAGUGGAAAAAUGAGACAGCGCCAUCUAGUGAUAAGACGUUGACUUUCAAAUAAUACUUUCGGCGGCCAUUUUCGUGUAAUAUGUGAAUACGGCGGCCAUUAUCGUGUAUUACGUGAAUGAAGCCUAACCAUAAUUUCUGUAAAAAUGGUUGGCAGGUGUGCUGUUCCUGUUCCUAAAACUUCAUUAUCAAAAUGGCAAGAACUAAUUCCAUGUAGUAAUUUGACGAGCACCUCACGUAUUUGCUCCCGUCAUUUUGACGAAAGUGACUUUAAAUCAGGUAUUGAAAUUUUGAACGUGUUCCAUCCUUUCAAACGUAGGAAUCUUAAUGCUGGAGCAAUUCCCAAACAUUUUCUGAUAAAUGAUACAUCUAGUCGACAAGCAAUGCAAAAUGUUGAUGGUUUCAAAUGGAGAAAUAACCUUAAUGUGGAAGAAAAUACUAGCAAUGCAUCAGUAAGGAAACGACCAAAAGUAGACAAAAUACCAACUACGUCAAAGAGAAAAAAAUUUGACAGUACAGCACCCUCCAUGGAAGUCACCUCUACUAUUCAAGAAACAAUCGACAUUCACCAGGCUGCUGAAAAAGCCAUUUUUUAUCCUAUUCCUGAUGUAAUGAACGAAAACGUUGCUGUCGCUAUCGAAGGUUCGACAGUUGCACCUUCUAUGGAAGCAAGCUCUUCUAUUCAAGAAACAAUCGACAUUCACCAGGCUGCUGAAGAAGCCAUUUUUGAUACACUUCCUGUUGUAAUGAACGAAAACGUUGCUGUCGCUGUCGAAGGUUCGACAGUUACAUCAUCUUCUAUGGAAGCUACCUCUACUAUUCAAGAAACAAUCGACAUUCACCAGGCUGCUGAAGAAGCCAUUUUUGAUACACUUCCUGAUGUAAUGAACGAAAACGUUGUUGUCGCUGUCGAAGGUUCGACAGUUACAUCACCUUCUAUGGAAGCUACCUCUACUAUUCAAGAAACAAUCGACAUUCACCAGGCUGCUGAAGAAGCCAUUUUUGAUACACUUCCUGAUGUAAUGAACGAAAACGUUGUUGUUGCUGUCGAAAGUUCGACAGUUACAUCACCUUCUAUGGAAGCAAGCUCUUCUAUUCAAGAAACAAUCGACAUUCACCAGGCUACUGAAGAAGCCAUUUUUGAUCCACUUCCUGGUGUAAUGAACGAAAACGUUGCUGUUGUCAUUGAAGAUUCUACAGUUACAUCACCUUCUAUGGAAGCAAGCUCUAAAUUGGAUAUGGUCUUUUGA
Molecule: messenger RNA, 1287 nt
Organism: Daphnia pulicaria
Lineage: Eukaryota; Metazoa; Arthropoda; Branchiopoda; Diplostraca; Daphniidae
Exons: 6
Coding region: 184-1287 (367 amino acids)
Molecular function (GO): sequence-specific DNA binding
Source: RefSeq, a predicted model, not a curated record